GCCUAUUUUAGCUCAACUCGUACCCGGUACCCUACGGCCCUUUCACUGGGGAAAAAGGAAAGGAAAAAGAAAAGAAAAGACGCAUUACUUUUGAGCCAUCCAUAGCUCCCUUCUCUCUUUCGCCCCUCUCACUAUCACAUCACCUCUUCUCUCUCUAACCCCAUGGUGUCAUUUCCACGAAGAACAAUCACGGCCGGCUGCCGAUGAUCGGUUUCUUCUUGAUCUGUUAGAAGAUUCUGGUUUAAUUGGUAACGGCGGUGAAUGACUUGCUGAGGUUAUAUAUACAGAUAUAGCUAGAAAAAACCUCUACGAAAUGGCUUCAGUAGGUAUAGCACCUGCUUCUGCUGCAAGAGGACCCAGUGGGCAUGCUGUUGGUGUUGAUAGGUUGCCUGAGGAGAUGAAUGACAUGAAAAUCAGGGAUGAUAAGGACAUCGAAGCAACUGUUGUUGAUGGUAAUGGUACUGAGACAGGUCAUAUAAUAGUGACAACUAUUGGUGGUCGAAAUGGUCAGCCAAAACAGACUAUAAGCUAUAUGGCUGAACGUAUUGUUGGACAUGGAUCCUUUGGGGUAGUGUUCCAGGCAAAAUGCUUAGAGACUGGUGAAACAGUUGCUAUAAAAAAGGUUCUUCAGGAUAAAAGAUACAAGAAUCGAGAGUUACAGACGAUGCGCCUUCUUGACCACCCAAAUGUUGUAUCUUUGAAGCAUUGCUUCUUUUCCACAACUGAUAAAGAUGAACUUUAUCUUAAUCUGGUUCUUGAGUAUGUCCCAGAAACGGUUCACCGUGUUAUAAAGCACUAUAGCAAAUUGAAUCAAAGAAUCCCAUUGAUAUUCGUGAAGCUUUAUACAUAUCAGAUUUUCAGGGCGCUGUCGUACAUUCAUCGCAGUAUUGGAGUGUGUCACAGAGAUAUUAAGCCUCAAAAUCUUUUGGUGAAUCCACAUACUCACCAAGUUAAAUUAUGCGACUUCGGAAGUGCAAAAGUUCUGGUUAAAGGAGAACCCAAUAUUUCUUACAUCUGCUCUAGGUAUUACCGAGCUCCUGAGCUUAUUUUUGGAGCAACAGAGUACACUACCGCCAUUGAUGUGUGGUCUGCUGGCUGUGUCUUGGCCGAGCUACUUAUUAGCCAGCCCUUGUUUCCUGGUGAAAGCGGAGUUGAUCAACUUGUUGAGAUCAUCAAGGUGUUGGGUACUCCUACCAGGGAAGAAAUUAAAUGCAUGAACCCCAACUACACGGAGUUUAAAUUCCCACAAAUUAAAGCUCAUCCGUGGCACAAGAUAUUUCCAAAACGUAUGCCACCAGAAGCAGUUGACCUUGUUUCAAGACUGCUGCAAUACUCUCCUAACUUGCGCUGUUCUGCUCUGGAUGCAUUGACCCACCCAUUUUUUGAUGAGCUACGUGAUCCCAAUAUUCGACUUCCGAAUGGACGUUUUCUUCCACCAAUAUUCAACUUCAAGCCUCAAGAGUUGAAGGGUGUGCCAAUGGAGACUAUAGUGAAAUUGAUUCCAGAGCAUGCCCGAAAGCAAUGCCCCUUCCUGGGAUUGUAAGUGCUUCCCCAGUUAUGACAACAAUCUCUAUCCUCCCUCUCUAUUCAAAUGUUUGUAUUAAUGUUGUAUCCCUCGGCCCCUGUUGUACCUUAUUAUUAGUACUACUAUUGUUAUGUAUCCUCGUUUUUGUAAAAGCAGAUAUAGAGAAGCGCUCUUGUACAAUGUAAUGCAUUGCUCGGUAUGAAAUACUAGUAAACUUCAUGUGGGAGUAAGAGGAUUUAUAUGAUCUGAAUGGGAUAUUUGAUAAGGAGACUUAUAGGAGCUUGGUUCAAUCACCGAAGUUAGUCUUUACUAUGCUAACUUUUUGAGUUGUUA
This is a messenger RNA of Cuscuta europaea, 1858 nucleotides long. NCBI's taxonomy places the organism in Eukaryota, Viridiplantae, Streptophyta, Magnoliopsida, Solanales, Convolvulaceae. The record is from the annotation of a GenBank genome assembly.